Molecule: messenger RNA, 1835 nt
Organism: Xyrauchen texanus (razorback sucker)
Lineage: Eukaryota; Metazoa; Chordata; Actinopteri; Cypriniformes; Catostomidae
Gene: gemin8
Product: gem (nuclear organelle) associated protein 8
Exons: 5
Coding region: 790-1437 (215 amino acids)
Biological process (GO): spliceosomal snRNP assembly
Cellular component (GO): SMN complex
Source: RefSeq, a predicted model, not a curated record
ACCACAUGGGAUAUCAACAUUAUAAUUCAAGCAAUUCAUUAAAACAGGUGAAUUGGGGAGUGUGGGGUAAGGAAGAGAGGUGAGAGAUCCAUCCAAAAGGACAAGACAACCUGUAUGUAAAAGUCUCAGGUCUCUGAUUAAGCAGAUGUUAUGCAUAAAUGUGCAGCUUAUUAAACACAUUCCAAGGACUCCAAAGAAAAAAAAAAAUGGUCUGCAAAGUUAAUGCAGACAAUUAAAGCCAAGAAACCACUUAACGUCCAUAACAUGUUUUCUUGUUUUUUGAAGCAAAACACCACGUCAUCUGCUUUUGUCAAUGUCCUGAAACCUUUAUUGGAGGAAAACAAAAGGGACAAUGAGUGACACUGGAGCCGGUGCUCAUACUUACCUCGACCAUAAACAAUAAAUUAGCUCUGCUCUGCACUAAUCUACAUAACACUUAGGACCGCUCACAAAGGGCAUUUUUAUUUUAACCUCGUUUGACCCCUGGUACACAGUAUUUUGGCUUCGCUAUAUGCAAAGCAUAAUUUAAACCGACUGAUCUCAGUUCAGAAGACUCUGUGCUGUCAGUAAAGGGUUAGACUUUCACCACACAGAGUCAUGUGACAAAACAACAUGGCAGCGAUCACAGUGGAGUUUGUCUUUGGGAGACACGGCAACAAAACUACAUUUGCCUCCGAAGGCAACAUUCUCCAGUUUACUCUUCAUACAGGAAGAUUCUACUGACUCGCACAUUGCAAAGGGAACUGUUGUAGUGUUACAGAAAUUCAAAUAACUGGUUGCCCCAUCAUAAUGGCCAGUGAAUUUGGUGCUGUUGUGUGGUAUGCCAAUCCAGUUUAUUCCCGCUACUGGCAGCACUACCUGCAUGCCAUGAGCUGGCACCAGAGGCACAAGUGGGCAUACAGAAAAGCAAUGGAGGCUGGCUAUGUCCAGGCACUUUAUUCCACGUACUCCUCUACCAUGCAGCGGUACUCGGAUUGGCAUGCAAAUGAGACCUGGGGCAACAGUAACAGAGCAUCAGGUUCAGACAAAAAAAGGGAGAAUGAAACUACUGAUUCAGACAUUGAGAUGGAGGAGGAGAGUUCGGAUGAGAGCCAGAUUGAGUGUGACGUAAGCAACAUGGACAUCUCAGAAGAACUGCGGCAAUAUUUUGCCCAGACUGAGCAACACAAGCAGGAACUCAAAAGGCAACAGCAGAUGGAGGCAGAGCAGCAGGACUCUUAUGUACUGGCUGACCAAGACUUGCACAGGUUUUCCUGGCGCAGCACCCUGCCACCUUCUGAACGUCCCGGAGAGAGAAGAACAGCAGAAAUGAAAAAGCUGUAUGGUAAAGAGGCAGCAAAGAUUCAGGGGAUGGAAACGGCCAUGCAGCUCAGCUUUGAUCGCAACUGUGACAGGAAACAGCCCAAGUACUGGCCUGUUAUACCACUAAACCUAUAGAAUUAUCAGACUCCAAGUCUAUGCUGUGAUGUUAUGCCAGGUGCUUGAUUCCCCAUACUCAUCUUUGUGUGUCUUUCAAAACUGAUGAGAGACAGGAUAGAGUUGUACAACUCCCCUGUUACAUUCAAUUGAAGACAUAUGUGUUUUCAGAUAUCUAUGCUGGUAUGGCCAUACACAAAACUGUUCUGUCUCGCUAAAGUUUCUCAUAUCCAUAAAUGGAAAUGCUGCAUAGAUUUCAGCACUGUUCUUUUUAUGUCAUCAUUUCUCCCUAACUAGGUCAUUGCCUCCCAGUUUUUGGUUAAUGUGUUUUGUCUCUUUUUGGUUAAUUCUUUGGGGCAGCUUUUACAUGAAUCCCUUUUGUUUUGUUUUUUAUGUAAAGAUUAACUAAUUAAUAAAUA